Messenger RNA from Phascolarctos cinereus (koala), 6122 nucleotides. RefSeq names its product TBC1 domain family member 4 (gene TBC1D4). Lineage: Eukaryota; Metazoa; Chordata; Mammalia; Diprotodontia; Phascolarctidae. The record is from RefSeq and is a predicted model, not a curated record.
GCCAGGGAAAGAGUUAUGGAAGCGCUGAGCUGCAUCCAGGACGAGCCUUUCGUCCACCCCCUAGGACUCGAGCCUGAGCCUGAACCGGAGCUAGCUCCGUUUGCAGCAGCAGCUGCUGCAGGGGGGGCCCCGUCCCAGCCCGGGCCGGGCAAGCCCGGGGAGAAGCGCUUCAGGCUCUGGUACGUGGGUUCGUCGUGCCUGGACCGGAGGACCACGCUGCCCAUGCUGCCCUGGCUGAUGGCGGAGAUCCGCCGUCGGAGCCAGAAGCCCGAGCCUGGCACUGCCCGCGAGGUGCUCCUGCUGCUGAGCUCACCAUACCUCCGCUGCGUCCGCCCCUCGGGUGGCAGCGGGGAUACGGGGGGUAGCACUUCAGCCCCCGGCCCGCUGCCCAACCCGUCCGUCUUCAUCUUCGAGCACAAGGCGCAACACAUCUCCCGCUUCAUUCACAACAGCCACGACCUCACCUACUUUGCCUACUUGAUUAAAGCCCAGCCCGAUAAUCCCGAGUCCCGGAUGGCCUGUCACGUUUUUCGGGCCACCGACCCCAACCAGGUUCCUGAUGUUAUUAGCAGUAUAAGGCAAGUGUCUAAAGCAGCCCUGAAAGAGGAUGCCAAACCUAAUAAAGAUAACGAGGAUGCCUUUUACAACUCUCAGAAGUUUGAAGUGCUUUAUUGUGGAAAGGUAACUGUGACCCAUAAGAAGGCCCCAUCAACUCUCAUUGAUGACUGCAUUGAAAAGUUCAGUGUACAUGAACGUCAGCGUCUCCAGAGUGAGCAGCGCAGUUCUGAUUACAGUAGUGACCUUAUGGUCCUUGAGUCAGAAGCACCCAUUUCACCAGUAGAUGGUCAGUUUGAGGAACUUGAUGAAAUAACCUCUCCUGCCUCUGGCCUAACAAUGGUAGCAGGACAGACAAGUUUGUCUGGCUCUCGUGUCUGCUUCCCUGAAAGGAUUUUGGAAGAUUCUGGUUUUGACGAACAACAAGAAUUUCGGUCUCGAUGUAGUAGUGUGACUGCAGUUUCUCAGAAAAAGGUGCAUGAUGGCACCCUAAAAGUACAACCACGAAGAAGACAUGCAAGUGCCCCUAGUCACGUCCAACCCUCUGACUCAGAGAAGAAUAGAACGAUGCUGUUCCAGGUUGGGAGAUUUGAAAUUAAUCUAAUCAGCCCAGAUUCCAAAUCAGUUGUUCUUGAAAAGAAUUUUAAAGAUAUAUCUUCUUGUUCUCAGGGUAUAAAGCAUAUUGAUCACUUUGGAUUUAUCUGUCGGGAAUCUCCAGAACCUGGGUUGAGUCAGUAUAUUUGUUAUGUGUUCCAGUGUGCAAGUGAAUCUUUGGUUGAUGAGGUAAUGCUCACCCUGAAACAAGCCUUCAGCACAGCGGCUGCCCUUCAGAGUGCCAAAACACAGAUUAAGUUGUGUGAGGCCUGUCCAAUGCACUCUUUGCACAAACUCUGUGAAAGAAUUGAAGGCCUUUAUCCACCAAGAGCCAAAUUAGUAAUACAGAGACAUCUCUCAUCAUUGACAGAUAACGAACAGGCUGACAUUUUUGAACGUGUUCAGAAAAUGAAACCUGUAAAUGACCAAGAAGAAAAUGAGCUUGUAAUUUUGCAUUUGAGGCAGUUGUGUGAAACUAAACAAAAGACUCAUAUUCAUAUUGGAGAAACUCAGUCGACGCUUUCUAAUAAUACAGUUCCUGAAAAUGUGGGCAGCAGUGGCAGGUUCAAACUUGACAUUUUGAAAAACAAAGCUAAGAAAUCCUUGACCAGUUCUCUGGAAAAUAUCUUCUCAAGGGGAGCUAACAGAAUGAGAGGCCGUCUAGGGAGCAUGGACAGCUUUGAAAGGUCCAACAGUCUUGCUUCAGAGAAGGACUGUUCACCAGGUGACUCUCCACCAGGCACCCCGCCAGCCUCCCCACUGUACUCAGCCUGGCAGACAUUCCCUGAAGAGGACUCGGACUCCCCUCAGUUUCGAAGGCGGGCACACACAUUCAGCCAUCCCCCCUCAAGUACAAAGAGAAAGAUUGCCUUACAGGAUGGGCGAUCUCAUGGUGUUCGGUCUCCUCUCCUGAGACAGAAUUCCAUUGAACAAUGCAGCGUUCUUCCAUCAGGUCGACGCAUUCACAAGGAGAGUAAAUCUUCUUCUUCCAGUCUUCCAAGUCUUCAUACUUCCAUCUCUGCCCCUUCCUUCUCUGCCCCCUCUUUCCUGAAAAGCUUUUACCAGAGUUCAGGUAGACUGUCCCCACAGUAUGAAAAUGAAAUAAGUGAUGGGGAAGGAAGGAAAAGGACUUCAUCUAUCUGUAGCAGUGACUCCUUAAAUGUGGGAGGGAUUUCUGUCACUCCUCGACGUGUCUCUUGGAGGCAGCGCAUUUUCCUUCGAGUUGCUUCACCUAUGAAUAAAUCUCCCUCAACAAUGCAGCAUCAAGAUGGACUUGACAGAAACGAGCUGCUGCCUUUGUCUCCUCUUGCUCCAACUAUGGAAGAAGACCCUCUUAUCUUGUUCUUGCCUGGUGAAGACAAACCAGAGAAGGUUGACAACAGAAGAAAAUCUGAAGAACUACGGGGUUUGUGGAAAAAAGCUAUCCACCAACAAAUUUUAUUGCUUCGAAUGGAAAAAGAAAAUCAGAAACUGGAAGCUAGCCGUGAUGAACUCCAGUCCAGAAAAGUUAAAUUAGACUAUGAUGAAGUUGGUGUAUGCCAAAAGGAAAACUUACUGUCAUGGGAUAAGAAAUUAUUAAACUACAGAACUAAAAUCAGAUGUGAUAUGGAAGAUAUUCAUAUUACUCUUAAAGAAGGGGUGCCUAAAAGUCGCCGAGGAGAAAUUUGGCAGUUUUUAGCUCUACAGUAUCGUCUGAGGCACCGAUUGCCAAGUAAACAACAACCUCCUGACAUUUCCUAUAAAGAACUUUUGAAGCAGCUCACAGCUCAGCAACAUGCUAUCCUUGUAGAUUUAGGAAGGACCUUUCCCACUCAUCCUUACUUUUCUGUACAGCUGGGAUCUGGGCAGCUAUCCCUCUUUAACCUUUUGAAAGCAUAUUCUUUGCUGGAUAAAGAAGUGGGUUACUGCCAGGGGAUUAGUUUUGUGGCUGGAGUACUGCUUCUGCAUAUGAGUGAGGAGCAAGCUUUUGAAAUGCUCAAGUUCCUCAUGUAUGACCUCGGAUUCCGGAAACAGUAUAGACCGGACAUGAUGUCCCUGCAGAUUCAGAUGUAUCAACUCUCAAGGCUCCUUCAUGACUAUCAUCGAGAUCUCUACAAUCACCUUGAAGAGAAUGAAAUCAGCCCCAGUCUUUAUGCUGCCCCCUGGUUCCUCACAUUGUUUGCCUCCCAAUUUCCAUUAGGAUUUGUAGCCAGAGUUUUUGAUAUUAUUUUUCUUCAAGGAACUGAUGUUAUAUUUAAGGUGGCACUCAGUCUACUAAACAGCCAAGAAGCACUUAUAAUGGAAUGUGAAAAUUUUGAAAACAUAGUGGAAUUUCUUAAAAACACAAUACCAGAUAUGAAUACAUCUGAAAUGGAGAAAAUAAUUGCCCAAGUUUUUGAGAUGGACAUUUCUAAGCAGCUUCAUGCAUAUGAGGUUGAAUACCACGUGCUACAAGAUGAACUGCAGGAGUCCUCCCCCCAUUCCUGUGAGGAGAGUGAACCUCUGGAAAAGCUAGAGAAGGCUAAUAACCAGCUGAAGAGACAGAACAUGGACUUGUUGGAAAAAUUACAGGUGGCUCAUGCUAAAAUCCAGAGUUUAGAAUCCAACCUUGAAAAUCUUUUGACGCGAGAGACCAAAAUGAAGUCCUUAAUCCGGUCCCUGGAACAGGAGAAAUUGACCUACCAAAAGACCGUGGAACAAAUCAGGAAGCACUUGCCAGCAGAUGCCCUGGCUGACUGUGAACUGCUGUUGAGGGAAGCAAAUUGUAACCCAAAUAAUAAAGCAAGAAUAGGAAAUAAGCCAUAAUUGAAGAAGUGCCACCUUAGUGGGCAGUGCAGUUUAACAUGCUGAAGGAAAGGAGUCAUAUGUAUGCUGCUGGACAGUCUCGGGAGACUCAAUGGAGUGGAAUCACCUACAACUAGUUUGGAAGCUCCAGUAGUAUGAAAUGGGCCUUUAAUCCCAAAAUGCAAAUCCCAAACUAUUAAAAGCAUCUAUGCUGGGUUUUUUGUUGCUGUUAUUGAUUGUAUACAUAGACAUAAAGGGAAAUUUAAAAAAAUUCAUGCUUUCAGAUAAGACAAGUAGAUGUAUAUUUAGAGCAAACGAAAAAAAAAAGUAAACUUCACCAGCGGGAAGAAAAAGCAAGACUUCCUGUACACAUGUGAAAUCUUUUUUGUCUUUGUAGUGAAGUAAAGAGGUUGUAUCUUUAUAUAUUGAAUAAUACUUGAAGAAAUGAAUGUAUUUUUUCUCCAAAGAACAGCAUGUUUCACUUUUUUUGUUGAAAAUUUGUGGUAAAUGCAUAUGUGCCUGUCAUAAAUUCUACUGAAUUGUUUAUGGGAGGAUUAUGACUGUGACUGAUAGCCACUUUCAUGUGACUUUUCAGGGAAUGUGGUACAUAUCCAUCCCUUCUGUUAUGUGCCGUCUUUAGCAUGUUGCUUCCACAUGCAUGUUCACAAGGAGUAGGCAUCGUUUUUUAGCAACAUGGCUAAAUAGAAUACAAAGAUGUUUUGCCUGGAAUGCCCAAGGUAAGGGGAGGAGUUUGUAAUUAUGUGGUUAACUGGACCAAUGUUGACAGCCAAACUGGGUCAGUCAGGCCCCAAAAUAGCAUCCACUUUGGAACCUUAACUGUCUAGCCUGUCUACAUUUGUUACUCAAAGUAACCUGGUAAUUGUGAACUUCUCCUUUACUUGGUGCUAUGUAAACACAGCCAAUGACAAGGAUUUACUUUCUCCCUCUCCAAACACAUUUCAGAAUUCCAGUUUUUGUUCUAAUUGCUUUGAAGAAAGUCUGACAAGAAGGAAACUCAGAUUUUCUCUGCCAGCAAUACUUGGCCUUCUACAAGUGCCAUGUUGUAAUAAUGUGGUAUUUCUCUUCACAGUUGACAAAAUUAAAUAGAUUAUGAUAUUCUUCCUUUUUUCCAUGUAAUGUUUAGCAAAACUGUGAACUGAAUUAGAACAAACUUCUUUUUAAAAUCUCUUAGUGGGCAAUGGAAAAUGUAGCCUCAUGCCCAUCCCAGGACUGAAUUCUAAAUUCUUAAAUUCUGACUCCCAACAUUUUAUCCAUGCUCAUAUAAACUACUUAGAUCUUCAGUCAUACAGUAUGUAUGGGAGGGAGUUAGUCUUCAAUUACAAAGCCCACCCCUCCCCACACAUACAUUUUUCCAUAUAAAGAAUGAAUUCUUAAAUAGUAUCUACAAAAGGAGACUCAGUAAAGUAAAUGAUGAAGCAAUUUUUUGCUUUUCAGUAUUCCUGUUUUAUAAAAUACUUUUAUAUAAUUACUGACUCAUUGCCUCUCUUCAGUAAGUUUCCCUUGCAAUGGACAGAGUACUAAGAGAGAAAAGUGCUGAAACCCAACCACCUCUGAACCUUGUUUGUGUAUUAUUGUCAUGAAUCUGAUUACAGUAGUACUUGUGCUGUAAUACUGAUAUUGUUUGUUUUUGUGUUUCUGAAGAAAAAGUCUUAUUCAUAAGGUUAUCUAAGUUAAAGUUCUCUUUCAUUAGAUGGAAAGCCUAGGUACCUUAUGAAACCUGGGUAACCAACUGAUUGGUUCCCAUAGAAUAUUUUUAUUGGAUCAGAAUUCUUUCUCUGGUAGUAGAGAGGUUUUCUUCCUAUCUUGAAUUUAAUAAAUGCAUUGAUAGACUACAUAGAUUUCUGUUAUGCCCUGGUACCAGGAUUUAUCUAAUGUGUAGACAUGAAGCAUCAUAUUUUGACUUGGCUGAAUUAUAACUAGUUAAGCUAAGGAGAAGGCUACUGUUUGGUUUUGUUUAAAAUGAAUUUUAGUUAACAUGUCUAUAAAAGAGACAGCCCUUGGGAACCUGCAGUCAGCAGAGUGAUCAGAGAUUAAAGUGACUCAGAUAGUCUAUGAAAAUGAACAUUUUUUUUCUCUUUGUGAUUUUUAUGUUGCACCAGUUGUGCUUUGCCCUUUGUUUUAUCUCUGUCAAGUUAAAUGUAGUGUCUGAUUAAUUUCCAAUAAAUGCCUUGCUGCAGUUUCUUUCCAUG